AUGGAACAACAACAAAUCAACAUUGGAACUCUUCUAUCAGCCGCUCGGCUUUUAGAGUCCUCUUCAACUGAUGCUAAAUUAUUUAAUGGUAAGUUUCUUUAAUUUUAAAUUAUUUUUUCAAAUUUUAAUUCAUUUUUUUCAGAAGAAGAACUUCGCUCUCUCUUCUGUGGUGGAAAAAUGAAGAGUAUUGCCUCAACCUCCACAUCAAUCCCAUCAUCCUCGCCAUAUUCGCCACCAUCCAAAAAGACAUCAAAACACAGUCGUGCUGCACAUAAUGAGCUUGAGAAAAAUCGUCGAGCCAAUCUUCGAGGAUGCUUGGAACAAUUGAAAACUCUUGUGCCUACUGUAACUGAUGCUGCUAGAAAUACCACUUUGGCUCUUUUGACUCGCGCAAGAGAUCAUAUUAUUGUAAGUUUAUAUUGAUUUUGUGGAUUUGGACAUAGUUUAUAUUUCUUUUUUUGCAGGAAUUGAGCACUGCUAAUGAGGAACUCCGCAAGGAAAAACUCAAAAAAGACAUUGAACGAAGCAACCUUCUUGCUGAAUUAGCCGCUCUUCAAUCAGCCGCACCUUCCGAGGAAUCUUCUCCAGCAAGCCCAACAUCAGAAGAUACCCAAUCACAAGCUUCAUCAUCUCGCCCAGAAUCGCGAUCCUCUCCAUACUACCUCGAAUAUUCGCCAUCAUCAAAACCAUCAAUGACCGAAUCACCAAAACCAAUUUUAAUCGACCCAAUUGCUGAAGGCCUUUUACCAGUCUUCCCGUUGACCUACCCACGACCAUCAUUCUACCCUCAGAAUGUUCUUGAUCUCCUUCAAUUGCAAGCGAAAUUCUUGCCACUUCGUGUAUGA
This is a messenger RNA of Caenorhabditis angaria, 845 nucleotides long. The record is from the annotation of a GenBank genome assembly. NCBI's taxonomy places the organism in Eukaryota, Metazoa, Nematoda, Chromadorea, Rhabditida, Rhabditidae.